Molecule: messenger RNA, 3060 nt
Organism: Kogia breviceps (pygmy sperm whale)
Lineage: Eukaryota; Metazoa; Chordata; Mammalia; Artiodactyla; Physeteridae
Gene: BAMBI
Product: BMP and activin membrane bound inhibitor
Biological process (GO): negative regulation of transforming growth factor beta receptor signaling pathway; transforming growth factor beta receptor signaling pathway; positive regulation of canonical Wnt signaling pathway
Molecular function (GO): frizzled binding
Source: RefSeq, a predicted model, not a curated record
AGCCUUGCAGUUUUACCCCCUCCUCCCUGCUCCCAGUUUUAUGACUUUCCAUUUGGGCUGAAAGAAAUUGACUUUGGCAAGCGAACCACUAAUUGUAAACUGCCUAGUUCCUGUUUUACAAUAUACUGACUGAAAGCUCCCCUGCAUGCGUAGAUCUUUAUAGGCAGAGUUUGCCUUUUCUAGAGAGGUUGCAAAUAGCUACCCAGUUUCAUCGUUUUCAGACCCCCUGACCGGAGCAACUUCUAGAUUGCUGUGUUUCUAGUUAGUAGCUUUAUGAGGUGUUAGCUAAAGCUCUUACAUCUCGGUGCAGCCCUUUGAGGUGGUAACCAGUUCAGCAGCUGCGAUCAAAUACUUACGCUGACAGAAUCGAAAAGCGAAGCAUUUCAUGUUGUACGGUCAGGUAGGAUUAAAUGAGUAAAUAAUGUAAUUUACCUUACGGUAGGAGAAAUUAUGGGGAUGAUUAUUUUGCUUCAGAAACAAAAGGGUUAUUUUUCAUCAUUUGCUAACUUAUCCUAAAUUGAACUUUUCUCUGCUACGUGGGUUAAUACAUUUCUAAGGUGAUAUUUCCCGGGCUUGGGAUUCAAGCACCGGCGUGUGCACAAAGGGCUUUCCCUGUCCACGUGGACUGCCCUUCGAAGCCCUCAGCGGAAUAUUCUCUAAAGUGAAAUCAGAUGCUACUGCGAUGCCGCCCACUGCGUGGCUACUGGUUAUAUGUGUAAAUCUGAGCUGAGCGCCUGCUUCUCCAGACUUCUUGAUCCUCAGAACACAGAUUCCCCUCUCACGCAUGGCUGCCUGGACUCCCUCGCAAGCACAGCAGAUGUCUGCCAGGCCAGACAGGUCCACAACCACUCUGGCAGCACUGCGCCCACGCUGGAGUGCUGCCACGAGGACAUGUGCAAUUACAGGGGGCUGCAGGACGUCCUUGCCCCUCCCAAGGGGGAGGCCUCAGGACAAGGGAGCGGGUACCAGCAUGGUGGGAGCAGGAACCUCAUCAGCAAAGUGCAGGAGCUGGCGUCCUCCAAAGAGCUGUGGUUCCGGGCCGCGGUGAUCGCCGUUCCUGUCGCGGGGGGGCUGGUCUUAGUGCUGCUGAUUACGUUGGCCUUGAGGAUGCUGCGGAGUGAGAGCAACAGGCUGCAGAGCCAGCGGCAGCAGAUGCUGUCCCGCCUGCACUACGGCUUUCACGGGCCCCACUCCAGAAAGGGGCCGGCGGCAAAGCUAGACUUGGAGUGCAUGGUGCCCGCACGCGGCCACGAGAACUGCUGUCUGACCUGCGACAGGAUGAGACAGGCUGAUCUCAGCCACGACCGGAUCCUGUCGCUUGUGCACUGGGGCGUGUACAGUGGGCGCGGGAAGCUGGAGCUCGUAUGACGGGGCCUCACGGGACUGGCCUUCUGGGACCCUUUGAGUUCUGCUGGACGGGAGCACUUUAUCUGAAGAAAAACAAACUCGCGUCAUGACCUUCGAGGGAUAGAAUGACCUCUGCAAACAGAAUCUUGGAUAUUUCUUCUGAAGGAUUAUUUGCACAGACUUAAAUACAGUCAAAAUGUAUUAUUUGCUUUAAAAGUAUAAAAAGCAAAGAGAAGACUCUGUACACUGUUACCAGGGUUAUUUGCAUCCACAGGGAGCAGGAAUUGAGUACCUAAAUAAAAGGACGUGUGCUCUAUGGAAGCUCCCACAUCUUGAUUUAUCAUAGAGAUUGAAAUAUAUAUAUAUAUAUAUACAUAUAUAUAUAUGUUUUGUCUGAAAUCUAGCAGUGUCUUGUCAUAAAUUAAAAACUAAGUAGGAAAGGUAAGGAACUACAUGUUAAUUAUACAGAUGAAGACCUAUCAUUGCCCAGAGUAGGAUCUCAACUAUAGAUUUUGGCUUAACUUUUUUAUUUUUAUUUUUUUUUUCAAACAAGACCGAGAUCUUGUUUUUUCUGACAUGGCACGUGUGUCAUUUUCUUACAGUGUGGAGAAUUUCUAAGUGUACUGCCCAUCGUUCAGUGUCUUACCCACAAUUUUUUGUUAGGAUAAUGCUGGUUUUUAACUUUCAUCUAAUAGAAAUCAGAAACUUAUUUAUACCGGGUCAGAUAUCACCGAUCAGUUUCUGAAGCUGCCUGAGCAAAGAGUGGUAUUUAUCAACUUGAUCUAGGUGCUCUGGAAUAUGUUUUUAAAUGUGUCUACCUCCAAUCAAAAAAGGAAAAAAAGCUUACUAAAUGAAACUUUUUUUUUGGUAAAGUAGGUCACUGUCUACUUUUAUUUCUCAAUUCAUCAGUUUAUUCUGUCUCAAACCUAAUUAAAUACUUUGGACCCCAAAUUAGCCAAACAUGACUGUGCCAUGUUCCUAGUUUUUAAGCCUUCCUUCCACACAGUGUUAUUAUUAUUUUUUUACUUCUCAAUCUUUAGAAAGAUUUUCAAGAGUGAACGUUAUAUAUCGAGAUUUAAAUAACAAUUUCCUCCCCAAAUGAUUCUUUUAUUAAUAUAAUCAAAUAGACUUGAUUUUAGCCACUAACACACUAUAUAACAGUGUUUCCACUCCUGGAGGACUUCGGCAAUAUAGCCCAGCCUGAAUUUAAACCCAUGCCACCACAUUUGUUUACUUCUUCCCCCGAGAUGGGUCUUUGUUAUCUUAAAUGUGAGAAUAAUUUGUAGGUUCUUUUCUCAGUUCUUUUGUAUAUUUGAAACUUUUGCUUAAAAAUUAACCUAUAGCCUGCAUAUUUGAGUACAUGUGGGGUUUUCUUUUACGAAUGUUCAAGGAUUUUUUGCAUUUUUUUUCUGGGAUAUUUUAGGAUCAGUAUAGUUUGGGUCCCUUAAGAAGACAGGUGCAGUCGCCCAGUUGAUGGAAGCCUCUGAGUUGAAAUGACUAGAGUCUAAAAAUGAAUACCUAGGCUAUUUAGUAACUAAAUGGACCACAGCCCCAAACAAAUUAGGCUAUGGAAUAAAUAUGCGUUUUAAUAAAUGGCAUUCGUAUUGUGCUUUUUGAGAUUGACAGUUCUUGCACGCAUGACUUACAAUUUAUAAAAGGUAUUAAGUUUUAUGUGUGUCGAGUUUUGAGGGAGCCAAAGAAUUUGGGGGCCUC